Molecule: messenger RNA, 3928 nt
Organism: Leopardus geoffroyi (Geoffroy's cat)
Lineage: Eukaryota; Metazoa; Chordata; Mammalia; Carnivora; Felidae
Gene: CCKBR
Product: cholecystokinin B receptor
Exons: 5
Coding region: 2138-3304 (388 amino acids)
Biological process (GO): phospholipase C-activating G protein-coupled receptor signaling pathway
Cellular component (GO): plasma membrane
Molecular function (GO): cholecystokinin receptor activity; gastrin receptor activity
Source: RefSeq, a predicted model, not a curated record
CCAUGAGAAUGACAUGGGCUGAAGUUGGACACUCAACUGACUGGGCCUCCCAGGCUCCCCUCUAUUCUAUGGGUUUUAACAAAUGUAUAGUAACAGCUAUCCACCAUUAGAGUACUGUACAGAAUAGUUUCAUUGCCCUAAAAGCCCUGUGCUCUACCUUUUCAUCCCUCCUACCCUCUCCCUGGGCCACUGGCUCUAAGAGUGCUUUUAAUUAAUCUUUUUCACAUCUCCUAACUGUUCAACAGCAAAGACGUGGAGAGAUAGUAUUGGCUGGAAAUAAGCUAAUCGCUGGGAAUGCCCAGAAAAAUAGCAAAGUGUUGUACGAUCGCUGGGCAAUUUUACUGGAACUUUGUCCCUCUAGUUUUCAGGAGUCCCCAUGCAGAUUGGGAAAUUGAUAAGAGUGGGCAUCAUCUCAUCUUUCUGCUCCACCAAGUUCAAAGACACACAUGGGAUACAUCAGCUGGGUGAAUGAAUGAGAAAUGUGCUUUUCAUACUUCAGGGUGUGUACCAACUUGAGGUGUGGUUAUUGAUUCAAGAACUAGUUGAAGAGAGACAUCCAGAGGAGGAUCUGAAAAAGAUGAUAGAAUGGAGAGAUUAAGGAAAGUGGAGGGGUGGGGGCGGUAGACUGGAAGGAGACACAAAAAGUACAGGAUAGAAUACUAGCUCACACACACCUCAAAUUUUCUACACAUAAGCCUUCCUUGCAGAAAGGGAGACAUGUCUCCAAAGAGACAGAGGCAGAGAGGAGGGCAUGCUGGAGCUUUAGAGGCACAGAGGUGAAGCAUGGAUGGGGCAGGACAAAGCAGGUGCAUUUGUGUGGAGAGUGAAAGAGAUUCGUUCAAGAUUAAUUAGCCAGCAUGUGUGAACACCUCCUAUUUGCAGGACAUUAUGCUAAGUGCCAGGGAUAUGCAGAAGAAUGAUCUGGGCAUUGCCCCUGUCCUCAAGAAGCUCAUAGUCCAGUGGAGGAGAUAGAGAAUUAAACAUAAUAAUACAGUGAGCAAUGCCACACUGGAGUACAGAGAGGCAGAAAGAGGCACUGAGAUUGAGAUUUGAUUGGGGAAGGAGGCAGCAUGAUGAAUGACAGAGGGGUGAGGGAGCAGCAGGAGGCAAAGCAUUUUAGAGAUCUGGAGACUCAGCUGCUAUUCUGAUUCAACACCUGACUUGACUGUGUGAUCUGAGAACUAAUGUCACUGCUGGGUUCUGUUCAGGAAUCUCUUGUAGAUAGCAUGCACUUGAUGCCUACAGCUGUUUCUGAAUAAGUUGGUUAUCAUCAUAAGAACAGUUUAAUUCAGAGCCUAAGCCAAGAGUCAAUGUAUGGGGCUGCAGAAGGGGGAGCUGCAGCUCUGAGCCCUUCCCUCCCCACAACCUGGAAGGCUCUGGCCCUGCCUUCUCUCCCUUCAAGCUCUCAUGUCUCUACGCUGAGGCCAUGGGCUUGGGUGACUGAGUCCAGCUUAAUUCAAUUCACUUUUGUUUGGGUCUGCUUGGUUGUGAUAUAGAGGCCCAAAGAUGGAUCCAUCCCCUAAUAGACAAUGACACAAAUGAAUGGGGUCAGCCCUCUGUCUAGCCCAGCAACACUAGUGUCCUUCCUGUGAGCUCCCACAACACUUUGUAUAUCUCCCAGCUUUACUCCUUAUCCCACUGUGUGGCAAUUAUCUAUUUAUGUACCCAAAUUUCCCUCUGGACUGUGAGCUCUCAGAUGGCAGGGAAUUUGUCAUGUCCAUCUCUUUGUCCUCACUGCCUAACACAGAGGGAGUCCUCUGUAAAUGUUUGUUGAGUGAAAAUGAAUGUUAGGAGAUAAUUAAAAUACAAGGUAGAAAAUAAAAAGCAUUCUGAUAGAUGUGUAAGGAACAUUCAUGGGUCAGAGGAAGGGGAGAUUAACUCCAAAUGAGGCAUCCAGAAAGGCCUUACAGAAGAGGGGGCAGUUAAUCUGAGUCUUGAUGGGCAGUGGUGUAUAGGAAUUUACCAGAUACAGAAAACCAAUUUGUGAUGGGGGGAGGGUAUUAGUGGCAGUUGGUGAAAGAACAUUCCAGGCUGAGAAAUCAAUGUUAGCAGUGGAGGAAGUCAUGAGGGUGCAUGAUGCCUUCAAGAAAAACUGGAGCUGGCCAUCAGGAUCACCCUUUAUGCAGUGAUCUUUCUGAUGAGUGUUGGAGGAAAUGUGCUCAUCAUCGUGGUCCUGGGACUGAGCCGCCGCCUGAGGACUGUCACCAACGCCUUCCUGCUCUCACUGGCAGUCAGCGACCUCCUGCUGGCUGUGGCUUGCAUGCCCUUCACCCUCCUGCCCAAUCUCAUGGGCACAUUCAUCUUUGGCACAGUCGUCUGUAAGGCGGUCUCCUACCUCAUGGGGGUGUCUGUAAGCGUGUCCACACUAAGCCUUGUGGCCAUCGCCCUGGAGCGAUACAGUGCCAUCUGCCGACCACUGCAGGCACGAGUGUGGCAGACACGGUCCCACGCAGCUCGUGUGAUCAUAGCCACGUGGAUGCUCUCUGGACUGCUCAUGGUGCCCUAUCCUGUGUACACCGCCGUACAGCCAGUAGGGUCCCGUGUGCUGCAGUGUGUGCAUCGCUGGCCCAGUGCACAUGUUCGCCAAACCUGGUCCGUACUGCUGCUCCUGCUCUUGUUCUUCGUCCCGGGUGUGGUUAUGGCUGUGGCCUACGGGCUCAUCUCCCGCGAGCUCUACUUAGGGCUUCGCUUUGACGAAGACAGUGACAAUGAGAACCAGAGCCGAGUCAGAAGCCAAAGAGGGCUGCGGAGCGGGGCAGGACCAGGUUCUGCCCAACCCAAUGGGCAUUGCCGGCCGGAGAUCGGGCUGGCUGGAGAGGAUGGUGAUGGCUGUUACGUGCAGCUUCCGCGCUCUCGUCAGACCCUGGAGCUGUCCGCGCUGACGGCGCCCACACCUGGGCCAGGAUGUGGCCCCCGGCCCUACCAGGCCAAGCUGUUGGCUAAGAAGCGCGUGGUGCGGAUGCUACUGGUGAUCGUUGUGCUUUUUUUCCUGUGUUGGUUGCCAUUGUACAGUGCCAACACGUGGCGCGCCUUCGACAGCUCUGGUGCGCACCGCGCGCUUUCGGGAGCGCCCAUCUCUUUCAUCCACUUGCUGAGCUACGCCUCAGCCUGUGUCAACCCCCUGGUCUACUGCUUCAUGCACCGUCGCUUUCGCCAGGCCUGCCUUGAGACAUGUGCCCGCUGCUGCCCCAGGCCUCCACGAGCUCGCCCCAGGCCUCUUCCAGAUGAGGACCCGCCCACCCCCUCCAUCGCUUCACUGUCCAGGCUGAGCUACACCACCAUCAGCACGCUGGGGCCUGGCUGAGGGGUAGAGAAGGAGUGGGGGCUGAGGCGGAACACACCAAUUCCUACAAGUAGGGACCCAUCCAGACACACGAGAGACACAGACCCACUGACACAGGAGACUGACACCCAAAAAGCAUGGACUAAUCCCAACACACACACAAAAGUGGCUUACCUGACACAAAAGAAACAAACCAGAUCCCCACACAGGACAUAAGGCACACUCUUGAUAUGGGACCAAGCCUGGCACAUAGAAACAGGGCACUGACUUUAGACGCACACAGACACAGCAUCCCUAGCAAUGGACUAUCCAUACAUAGUGGAAAUUCUGAGAGAGGCUGGCCUGCCUCUCAUAUACACAUAGUAAUGGCACUGAUUCUUUAGGGCUCUGGAGCCUGGCACGGUACUGACUCCUGAGAUGCUCCAAGCUGCCCGCCCACCCCCACCCCCAGUUUGACCUCACAGUGCCCUUCCCAAUUUCAGCACUGAAAAAUACCAACCAACCUAAUCUCACACCUCCCUGACCAACAGGCUGUUUUGCACUGAAAAGUCCCUUCAUUCCUUUCCAGUUAAAUUCUAUGGCCCUGACCCUCCUCCAUCACCCAAACUCUUCAAGAAAUAAUAAAUGACUUGGCUUCCUCCUGAA